AUGUCGCAUAGAAAGUUUGAGGCACCCCGUCAUGGCUCCCUGGCCUUCCUGCCGAGGAAGCGUGCAAGCAGACACCGUGGCAAGGUCAAGAGCUUCCCCAAAGACAACCCCAAGGAGCCAGUCCACUUGACCGCCGCUAUGGGAUACAAAGCUGGUAUGACUACAAUCGUCCGAGAUCUUGAUCGUCCAGGUGCGAAGAUGCACAAGAAGGAGGUCGUUGAAGCCGUCACUGUCAUUGAGACACCUCCCAUGAUGGUCGUCGGUCUCGUGGGUUACAUCGAAACUCCUCGUGGUCUUCGCUCUCUUACCACUGUCUGGGCUGAGCAUCUGAGCGACGAAGUCAAGCGACGCUUCUACAAGAACUGGUACAAAUCGAAGAAGAAGGCUUUCACCAAGUACGCCAAGAAGCACGCAGAGGAGUCCGGCCGGCCCAUUAACCGCGAACUCGAGCGCAUCAAGAAGUACUGUACCGUUGUCCGCGUUCUCGCACAUACUCAGAUCAGCAAGACACCUCUCAAGCAGAAGAAGGCACACUUGAUGGAGAUCCAGGUCAACGGUGGUAGCGUGGCUGAAAAGGUGGACUUUGGCAAGGGCCUAUUCGAGAAGCCAGUGGAGAUCAACUCGGUCUUCGAGAAGGAUGAGAUGGUCGAUGCCAUUGCUGUUACAAAAGGACAUGGCUUUACAGGUGUCACGGCCAGAUGGGGUACUAAGAAGCUUCCGAGGAAGACGCACAAGGGUCUGCGCAAGGUUGCGUGUAUUGGAGCGUGGCAUCCUUCGCACGUGCAAUGGACUGUCGCCCGUGCUGGUCAGAAUGGAUAUCACCAUCGUACUUCCGUCAAUCAUAAAGUCUACCGCAUUGGCUCUGGAGAAGCAGCUGACAAUGCUUCAACUGAAUUCGAUGUCUCAAAGAAGCAGAUCACUCCUAUGGGUGGUUUCGUGCGGUAUGGUGAGGUCAAGAGCGACUUCAUCAUUCUCAAGGGUGCAAUCCCUGGCGUCAAGAAGCGAAUCGUCACGCUACGCAAAUCGAUGUUCGUCCACACGAGUCGGAAAGCGCUGGAGAAGGUAGAUCUCAAAUGGAUCGAUACGUCGUCCAAGUUCGGACACGGAGCAUACCAGACUCCAGCAGAGAAGAAGCAAUACCUGGGGAAGUUGAAGAAGGACUUGCCUAUUGCUGCUUAG
Messenger RNA from Letharia columbiana, 1179 nucleotides. RefSeq lists its product as uncharacterized. Gene Ontology annotation, cellular component: ribosome; cytosolic large ribosomal subunit. Gene Ontology annotation, biological process: ribosomal large subunit assembly; translation. The record is from RefSeq and is a predicted model, not a curated record. Lineage: Eukaryota; Fungi; Ascomycota; Lecanoromycetes; Lecanorales; Parmeliaceae. Gene Ontology annotation, molecular function: structural constituent of ribosome; RNA binding. The transcript is spliced from 4 exons. Bases 1 to 1179 code for a protein of 392 amino acids.